CGAAAAGUUUUACUAAUUCCAAAUCGAUAAGUCUUGACCCUCCUCGAACACGAUAAUGCGGGAUAUGACCCUGGUUGUGUGGCAGCAACCACGUGUAGGAUGUAUGUUAGCGAAUUAUUUAACUCCCUUGCCACAAAAUUCGGCCUAUACACUAGCUUCAUUACAGCCUCAUAUAGCGCUCGCUCGGGUGGCACCCUCGCGUAUAAAGUACGUUGGUCGGAUUGAAUUUCCUGUGCGUACAGAGGCAACUCUUGAGACUGAGCCACGUUUGUAAUCCACUUCUCCUGCACCCCUUUACUCAGUAUACUAGUCCAAAUAAACAGGAACUCAUCUGGCAUACACCGUCCUCAUACGUCAAUUAUUCAAAAACUUCACUAUGGCUCUCCCAGCAAGCAAUGGAAAAACUAUACUGAUCACGGGAAUUAAUGGCUACAUUGCCAGCGUUCUCGGACAGCUCCUACUUAGCAAAGGGUACUCCAUCCGAGGCACGACUCGUCGCACUGUAGCUUCAGAUCCGCUUCUAAAAGGCCCAUAUGCACCUUACAAAGAGCGAAUCCAGAUCUACGAGAUUCCAGAUAUGACUGUUAGUGGAGCAUUUGAUGAAGCGGCUAAAGGUGUCCACGGAAUUUUACACACUGCAUCUCCAAUCAGCUUUGUCCUUAACAGCUAUGAGGCCACUGUCAUUCCAGCUUUGAGAGGCACUGAGACUAUUCUUAAGGCUGCCUUCAAGGCUGGCCCUCAAUUAUCAUCUGUGGUUGUCACAUCUUCAGUUGCUGCAGUUACGAACUAUCCAGCAGAGACGGGAUACGUGUUCACUGAAAAAGACUUCGCUCACGUUGCCUUAGAUGUAGCUACUAAGAAUAAGGCCGAAGGGGUAAAGACUCCAGAAGCAAUUUUGUACUCGGCAAGCAAAACUGCUGCUGAGAGAACCGUGUGGAAGUUCAAGAAUGAGCAAAAUCCACCAUUUGCAAUCUCAACAAUAAACCCAAGCGUGGUGAUAGGCCCGCCAAUAAUCAUCCCUGAUAGUGGAUUAAAGCUCAACGAGACUCUCCAGCCCAUAUACAACAUCCUCUCCGGAUCCGUCUCUGAGAUUCCCGCACAGAUUGGAAGCGGCGCAUAUGUAGACGUCAGAGACGUCGCGGCAAUGCACGUUUGGGCUUUUGAGAAUCCAGAAAAGGCAAAUGGGGAGAGGUAUAUUGCCGCCACUUCCUAUGGACCGCCGCAGGGAGUUGCGGAUAUCCUGCGUUACAAGUACAGGGGAACCAAGAUUGCAGAAAAGAUUCUAGUAGGUAACCCUGGAAAGGGUUACAUUGGCUAUGACAAAAAGACUGGAGAAGUUUCUGAGCCCGAUUACCUCCCAGAAUUUCCGCGCCCUUCUGCGAAGAAGGCCCAAGAGUCAAUGGGGCUCACGUGGAUUCCAUUCAAACAGAGUGUUAUAGAGACCGCUAAGGCAUUAGAGCCUCUAUUAUAAGAAACUUAUCUAAGAUCUCUGAAUGUUGAUACUGGUUUAAUCCCCUAAAUGCAAUUAUAGUGUUGCGAUGAAACAUAUGCAUCAGUCAAUUUACACGAUUUUAGCCAUUUUAUAUCUAGUCUCUUAAUGGAAUCAGAAUCUAAG
Pseudogymnoascus verrucosus is the source of this 1615-nucleotide messenger RNA. RefSeq lists its product as uncharacterized. The transcript has 3 exons. Gene Ontology annotation, molecular function: oxidoreductase activity, acting on the CH-OH group of donors, NAD or NADP as acceptor. NCBI's taxonomy places the organism in Eukaryota, Fungi, Ascomycota, Leotiomycetes, Thelebolales, Thelebolaceae. The record is from RefSeq and is a predicted model, not a curated record. The coding region runs from base 377 to 1471 and encodes 364 amino acids.